Messenger RNA from Otolemur garnettii (small-eared galago), 510 nucleotides. It is a transcript of the gene NMU, whose product is annotated as neuromedin U. Gene Ontology annotation, biological process: regulation of smooth muscle contraction. NCBI's taxonomy places the organism in Eukaryota, Metazoa, Chordata, Mammalia, Primates, Galagidae. The transcript is spliced from 8 exons. Bases 1 to 510 code for a protein of 169 amino acids. The record is from RefSeq and is a predicted model, not a curated record. Gene Ontology annotation, molecular function: neuromedin U receptor binding.
AUGCCGCGGGCAGCGAGCCGCCGCCCCCGGCCUCCCGCCAGACUGGUGGCCGCGGCGUCCCCUCUCCUGCUGCUGCUGCUGCUGGCCUGCUGUGCGGGCUCCAGCCGAGACCCGGGUCGCCGCCCCACGGCAGCCAGCGGCGCCCGCGCGUUUCCCAGUCCCUGGGGACGUCCCCAGGCCACGCGCGGCGGUACCCAGGCGGAGACCCUGCAAGGGGCAGGCUGCGGUGCUCUGAUAUUACCUCAAGGAUUGCAGCCUGAACAAGAAGAACUACAGUUGUGGAAUGAGAUAGCUGAUGCUUGUUCACCUUUUCUGUCCAUUGAUUACCAGCCUCAGGCAUCCAAGGUCCUGGAGGAGCUUUGCUUUGCACUUAUGGGGAUUCUACCAAAGCCUCAGGAACAAGGUAGAAAAGAUAAUACCAAAAGGGAAGAAUUCCAAAGUCGUGUUGUAGGUCGAAGUCGAGGAUAUUUUUUAUUCAGGCCACGUAAUGGAAGGAGGUCAGCAGGUUGA